Ilex paraguariensis (yerba mate) is the source of this 912-nucleotide messenger RNA. NCBI's taxonomy places the organism in Eukaryota, Viridiplantae, Streptophyta, Magnoliopsida, Aquifoliales, Aquifoliaceae. The record is from the annotation of a GenBank genome assembly.
AUGCAAACUAAGGAAAGAGGGUCUAGGUUUAGAAAGGAUAAGGAUAAUUUGAGGCAACCUAAUUUAACUACCAAGAAUAAAGGGGUAUGGAUUCAGCAGAAUAAGGGAGGAGAAUUGAAAGAUUCUAUUACCAAAAAUGGUAGCUGUAACACCGAAAUUAAUGAGGGAAGAUCUUUGGAAGUCGGAAAAGAAGAUAUGCCAGACAAGGAAGAGCAUUCAGGCAAAGAUAACGUAGACCAUAAUGGAGAAGAUUUCCUGCCAAAGGAAAGUAUACAACAUAAACAUAUUGAGAAGAUAUUGGGUUCCAGUCCACAUGAGGUUCUAGAGGUGAGCUCUGAUAUAGAGCCCAAUGAGGUUUCAAAUUAUUUAGGCCCAAACCAUAUUGCCAAAGCCCAAGAAAUGCAGUGCGAAGUUCAUGAGAACCUGGGGAGUCUGGCAAAGGCAAUUAAUUUCACUAAUCAACAGUUAAGGGAGUUGGAUGAAGGACAAGGACUACGUAUUUCUUCGGGAGUUCAAGAACCAUCAGUAGUAAAUCAUAUGCUGCAUAUUUCUCAGCUGAAUAAUUUAAAUGAUGAGGACGAUGAGAAUGGAUUUUCUAUUUCUUCUGAAGAUGUCUCGGACGAUGGGAUAGACGAGUCCUCAUCCUUGUUGGAUUAUGGUCACUAUAAGCAAGAUUUUGAAUCCUUAACAGUGGAGGCCAGGGAGAAAUCAAAGUCCAUUACUCCAGAAAUGAUGGCAGUAGUCCAUAAAAAUAUUCAUAGUCAAGGAGAGAUAAUUCCAAGCAUGUUAGGGGAGGAGAUUCAAAAGGCCUUGAAGCUAAGAGGAGUUUAUUCAAGGGAUGACUACGUUAAGAGGUCAUCUCUUCAUGAGCAAUCAAAGAGUUUUUACUCUGAUGGGAAGGAGGCACCAGAA